Python bivittatus (Burmese python) is the source of this 1484-nucleotide messenger RNA. It is a transcript of the gene THAP5, whose product is annotated as THAP domain containing 5. Lineage: Eukaryota; Metazoa; Chordata; Lepidosauria; Squamata; Pythonidae. The record is from RefSeq and is a predicted model, not a curated record. Gene Ontology annotation, cellular component: nucleus.
AUGCCUUCACAGCCCCGUCAUAAAUACGCUCACGUUGGCAUGGAAAUAGGUUCCACGAAUUCAGUGGAGGGGCUUUCUUUUCAUGGUGUUUCCUUGGAAGUGAACCCUACUGGUUUCAGGGAGCGUGCGUGGGAUCGUAGCUUGCGUUGGGGGGAGACUCAGCAGAGGCACCCACACUAGCUCGAUCUGGUAGCCAAAUUCUUCUGCAUUCGCCCGGGUUGCGCUCUAUUCUUAUUUGCUCACUAAUAAUGAGACUUCAGGAUAGUACUACCGGAUUUCCUCUCCAUGAUAAAGAAAGAUUAGAGAAAUGGUUACGGAAUAUGAAACGUGACACUUGGACUCCUAGUAAACAUCAGGUCCUCUGCAGUGACCAUUUUACACCAGAUUCUCUAGAUGUGCGAUGGGGCAUUCGAUAUUUGAAAACAACUGCAGUGCCAACUAUUUUUUCAUCCUCUGAAAAUCAGGAAAAAGGGAAAUCCCAGAAGAAACUGCAAGAAGAAACAAUAGAAGGCAUCAAAGAAAUGAGCACAUGCAUAACAACAUCAUCUCUUAAAUCUUGUUCACCAAAGAGAAAUAUUUUAUGUGAAGGAGGCCUAUAUCAAAAAACUCUCGAUACAGAUUCAGACAGCUCAGCAAGAAAGGAGGGAGUGUCACAGAAUAUUGUGAAAGAUGGCAUUGCAUAUUCAGGUAAUUCUGUUAAACAGAAUAAGCAGCAAACAAGCUCCAUGAUAAUAACAUCUCAUAUGCCAAACCCAGGAGCCAUCAGUUCCAACUUUCCAGGAAAUAAUAGUGUUGUCAAAAACAUUUUUAGUGCUGCUGCUACAGAUUUGCAAGCUUCAGUUCAUGACCUCCAGUCGUGUCUUGAGCAUGGCUCAGAUUCUAAAGCCACAGUUUUGCAGGCCACACAUCUUGAACAUGGAGAUUCAUCUCUGGAAUUCAAUAAGGUCCCCAUUUCCAUGACCGAACUUCCAUCUGAUCAGUUUGAUCCUCGCAUUGCAAGUUGCUCAGUAGAAGUACAAACUCAUGAAAGCUCAGUGUUGCUUCAGACCAUGUCACGAGCUUUGGAACAGCUUGGUGGAAAUAAGGAGUCUGUCAUCACCAUUAUUGUUCCUUCAGAGGACUCAAGACCUCCCUUGCUAUUAGAGGGCUCCUUUGUAUCAGCAGAAGAGGUAUUAACCCAUCUGGAAACGGAAAACUCUGUUGUAAUCAGCAGCUGCAGCAGCCUUGAAGUGCUACAAACUGAGCAUUCGUACUGUAGGCAAGACACAGACAGGGAAAAACUCUGGCAAAAAAUUACAAAGCUGCACUCAAAAAUAGCCCUUUUAGAAGUUCAGGAGAGAAAAACCCUAAGCAGACUUAAAGCUCUAGAAGCACUUAUUGCAAAACUGAAGCAAGAAAAUCUCCUUUCAGAGGAGAAACUUAGAAUCGUAGAAAACUGUUUUACAACAUUUGAAGUUACAAUGAUACAAUAAAAGCUUUACAAU